CAUUCUUGGCUACUGGUGCAGAGCGAAAGUGACCUCAAAUUGCUGCAGAAACUCUGGCCGCUGUCAGUCCCAGCAGGCAUCUGAGCAGGCAGCAAAUCUGGAUUGCUGCUGAAGAGAUGGGUGUCACCCAUGGGAAAAAGAGAGAGCUCCAACAUUGUCCACGAGCGCACCGUAACCAGUCUGUCUCUAUGAUGCGGAUGCACCAAAAUGAACAACAUUCUGAAUUCCCAAAGCUUCAGUCUCCGAGUGAGGAGGAGAAGAGUACUCUAAUCAGGCCCCAGAAACCUGUCUGUCCUUUAACUGCCUCCAGGAGCCACCAGGAGCUCCACAAAGAACUUUGGAUGAGCCACAGGAGGAGAGUGGCUAAAGAAGGAAAAACUGAACUCCAGAGAGCUCUGGAGCAGAGGAAAUGGGAACAAAGGAUGGCGGCAAGACGGGAUCAGGAGGAGGCAAAAUGGAACAUGUCACCUCUUAAUCAAGAGCUGCUGAAAAGACAAUGGAGGCUUGAAAAUCUGGAAAGAGAAGAGAAGAGCAAGCAGGAGGCACCGGAGUUUAUCCAAGUCAAGGAAAGACUGAGGAGGACCACAGGGCUCAAUGUCACAGGGAAAUGAGUGUCCUGUAUUUGUGAUCUUUUAAUAAUCAGCUAAAUAGACAUUUGGAAAUAAACCGACUUGGUCAAGAGCGUCACUGUGUUUUACCGGCAUAGAAAUCUGUAUAAAUGUUUGUGUCUGUGUCUAUUACUUAAUUACUGCUGUUAGAUUUAUAUGUUUCAUAACAACUUACAGUAGGUAACGGUGACAGUAAAAAAAAGUCAUUGGUAAUGCAAAUAUAAACCAAGUGAUGAGUGUGAGAAUCACAAUUUUAUUAUAUUUUACUAUAAAUUAAUAUAGUGCAUCCCUAAUGUGUCCUUAAUCUCCAAUAUCAUAACAUUCCCCAUAUUAUAUUUAGAAAUACUAUCAGCAGCUGAUUGUCAGUAUUUACUCUUUGCACGUAUGUUAAGGCAUUUAAACAUGAUAUAAGAUGCUAUAUAGUAAAACUAAUCAAAAUUUGGUCAAGGGUCUACUUAUAUGUACACAUUACUGCCUGUAUCAAAUCACGUUCUUUAAAAAAACUGGAUUUGUGUGCUGUUUACUCUCAAAGAAAUGGGAAAAAUGUCUGGCAAGCUGCAGUGGCACACACAAUGCAUAGACAAGGAAGUUUUAUUUCAUUUCCUGCAGUCGUAUCUCUGUGGGUACAAAUUGUAUUUUCAUACAUCUUUUUCAAUAACCCAUGAUGCAUUGCAUCCAUACAUUUGUAGCUCAAAACAGCUUUUAC
Cololabis saira (Pacific saury) is the source of this 1314-nucleotide messenger RNA. RefSeq names its product actin-associated protein FAM107A. The transcript has 5 exons. Bases 117 to 611 code for a protein of 164 amino acids. Gene Ontology annotation, biological process: actin filament bundle assembly; regulation of actin cytoskeleton organization; actin filament polymerization. Gene Ontology annotation, cellular component: synapse; stress fiber; neuron projection. The record is from RefSeq and is a predicted model, not a curated record. NCBI's taxonomy places the organism in Eukaryota, Metazoa, Chordata, Actinopteri, Beloniformes, Belonidae.